CGCGACGCACGUCGCCGCGCCCGCGCCGCGCCAAUGCCGGCGUACCGGCGGAGCGGCGGCGCGCGGCGCCCGGUCCACGACUACGGCCCGCCACUGACGGCCCAGGACCAGGCGCGCAUGCGCCACGCGCCGCCGCUGCGCGUCGGCAAGCGCUGCGCGUUCGUCGGGCGCCUCCAGCCGACGACCAAGCUGCGCGCGACGUGGUGCCUGCGCUUCGGCCCCGGCGGCCGCGCCUACGAGGUCACGUGCACGGCGUCGCGCAAGUCGCGCAAGCGCGAGGUCUUCGCGGACGGCUGCCUCGUGCACAGCGGCGGCCUCGGCCUCCGCGAGCACGGCGGCGGCGCGGGCGGCGCCGACGCGCCCCUCUUCGCGCACGCGUACGGCGCCCCGGCGUCCCCCGGCGUAGCACGCCACCCCCCCCCCACCCGGACGCGCGCGCAGGUUCGAGCACGGCGGCCGCCGCUUCGGCGUCGAGGAGCGCGUCUUCGCGCCCGAGCCCGCCGAGAGCGGCGAGGGCGACGCGGCGGCCGUGCGCGAGGCGUCGCGCUUCGUGCUCACGGUCGACGGCGGGCGCUUCGGGGCGCUGCGCGACGCGGCGCGCGUCGGCGCGGCCGAGGCCAAGGCGCUCGAGGCGCGGUUCCGCGCCGCGGCCGCGACGCCGACGCCGGCGCCGGCGCCGGCCGCGCCGGCGGCCGCAGCGCCCCCCCGCCCGGCGCCGGCCGCGGCGCCGCGGGCCGCGGCCGCGCCCGCGGAGGCGGAGCCGGUCGGCGUCGUCGCGGCGAACGGCCUCGCGGCGCGCGUCGAGUGCUCGCUCGGGCCGGGCGUGCUGGGCGGCGAGAUGGCCCUGGCGAACGACGACCGCGGCCUGCGGGUCGUCGUCGCGCGCGCGGCGCCGACGGCGCGGCGCGCGGGCGUCGCGGUCGGCGACGUGCUCCUCUCGCUGAACGCGCGCGCGCUGCCCCCGAAGCUCGACGCGGGCGAGCUGAUGGCGCUGCUGCGGGGCAACCCGCGCUACAUGCUGAGCCCGGUCGACGCGUGCCUCUGGCGCCCGAAGCUCGCCCGGCAGCAGGGCGUGGCCUACGCCGUCGCGGGCUUCCGCAGCGCGGCCGCCGGCGUCGAGUGGCGCCGCGUGGCCGACACGGGCGACGUCUACGACGGCUACUUCGUCGCAACGCGCGUGCCCAAGGCGGCGCGCGCGACGGGCCUGCGGCCGGGCGACGUGCUCGUCGGGCUCGACUACGAGCCCGUGCCCGCGGCCGCGCCGGCGCCGGCGCUGGCGCGGCUCUUCGGCGACUGGGCGGCCGACGGCAAGCUCCUGCUCAACUACCUGCGGCCGGGCGCGCGCGCCGCGGACCUCGCCGCCGCGGCGCGGGCCGCGCCGCGCGCCGUCCUCGUCGCGGCGCCGGCCGAGGCCCAGCGCGCGGCCGAGCUCUCGGGCGCCGAGCUCUGGGGCACGGCGGCGCUCGCGGCGACGGUCACGGGCGACGGCGGCGCCGGCGACGGCGGCGGCGGCGACCGGUCCCCGCGCGCGCGGCGCGCGGCGCCGGAGCCCGCGCCGGCGCCCGCGGCGCCGGCGGCGCCGGCGCCGGCCGCGGCCGCGCACGCGGCGGUCGCCGAGGCGGCGGCGGCGGCGGCCGACGACGACGACGACGACGACGGCGGCGGCCGGCCGCCCGACGCGCGCGACGACCGGAACUACGCCGUCUUCAAGCGCCUGCUCCAGACGGGCGCGACGCUCGACGAGAUCGUCGCCGAGAUGCGCGCCGCCGGCGUACCGCCCGCGACGACGGACCGCAUCGUCGCGAGCCUGCGGUCGAUCGUCGCGUCGCGCGGCCGCCGUGACGACGGGGCGCCGGCGCCGGCCGAGGCGCCGCCGGCGCCGGCCGCGGCGCCGGCCCCGGCGGCGGCGGCGGCGCCGCCGCCGCCGCCGCCGGCCGCGGCGCCGCCGGCCGCGGCGAAGCCGGACCCGCGCGCGGCGGUCCUGGCCGCGAUCCAGCGGCGCCAGGGCCAGGGCGGCGGCGGCGGCGGCGGCGGCGGCGCGGCGGCGGCGGAGGCGCCGCCCGCGGCGGCGGCGGCGGCGGGCGCGGACGGCGACGACUUCGGCGGCGUCCUGGCGCGCUACCGCAAGAUGUGCAAGCUGGGCGUGCCGCCGGCGUCCGUGCGCCAGCGCAUGGGCCUCGACCAGGUCGACGCGCGGGCCAUCGCGGCGUUCUCGCGCGAGUUCGGCCUCGAGGUCGUCGAGGAGCCCGCGGCCGCGGCGACGCCGGGCGCCAAGCGCGCGAAGCUGCACUGGGACGCCAUGACGCUCGACGACGGCGCCAUGUCGGCGAGCGUCUGGGCCGCGGACGCGUUCGGCGGGCUCGAGGACGACUCGGACGGCGAGAGUGAGGUGGGCGCGCGGCUGGGCUUCACGACCUUCGGCGAGAGCGACAUGGGCCGCCUCGCGACGCUGUUCAGCCACGACGCCGCGCGGCGGCCCGCGCGCGCGCGGGCCGAGGGCGCCGGCGGCGCCGAGGGCGACGCCGGCGCGAUCACGCUCGACGGGCGGCCCGUGGCCAACGCGCGCGUGCUGGACCCGCAGCGGUCGCAGAACCUGGCCAUCGUCGUGGCGCCGCUCGCGCGCGCCUUCGAGGGGAGCUUCGCGGCGCUGGCCUGCGGCGUCGCGCGGCUCGCCGCGGCGCCGCCGCGCGCGUCGGUGGAGCAGCUCGAGACGCUGCGCGGCGCCAUGCCGACGCUGGAGGAGCAGCGGCGCGUGCACGCCGCCGUGCGUGACGGGCUGGCGGCGGCGUCGCCGGAGGAGCUGCGGCGCCUCGACGCGGAGGUCGAGAAGCGCGCGCGCGGCGGCGACCCGCGCGAGCCGAGCCGCGCGGAGCGCACGGUGCCCGGGGCGCUGGCGUCGGCGUGGGAGCGCCGCGUCUGCGAGGACGUGGCCGUGCGGCCCCACGGCGCCGCCGAGGUGUUCCGCGAGGUCCAGAAGGACGCGCGCGGCGACCGCCUCGCGCGGCUGCGCACGGCCUUUGUCGUGGAGCGCCUCGCGCCCGCCGAGAAGUUCGUGUUCGCCGUGGGCGAGUGCGAGCGGCAGCUGCGGCGCUUCGCGGCGCCGGACGCGCGCAAGGGCGCCACGCUCGACGGCGGCGCGGGCGACGGCGCGGCGGCGCGGCGGCUCGACGCGCUCGUGACGGCGCUCUCGGCGGGGCCCGCGCUCGCGGCCGUCGCGGCGCGCGCGGACGCCUACGCCGACUGCGCCGCCAAGGUCAUGCGCAGCCGCAGCCUCGCGAAGCUGCUGCGGCACGUGCUCGCCGCGGGCAACGCCGUGAACGCGGGCAGCAGCAAGGGCGGCGCGUCGGCCGUCAAGCUCGCCUCGCUCCUCGCCGCGGCGCGGACGCGGGGCGCCGACGGCAAGACGACGCUCCUGGACGGCGUCGUGGGCCUGAUCCUCGACCGCGCCGAGCGCCGGAGCCGGCGCGCGGACGCGGGCCCCGGGGAGCAGUCGCCGCGGGGCGCCCCGGCGGCGUUCGCGGCGGACGACGGCGACGACGACGGCGGCCGGCACCGGCGCCACACGUGGGGCGGCGGCCGGCGGCCGUCGGCGGCGGCCUCGUUCGUCGCCGAGACGCUGCGGGACCCGUACGCCGACGACCUGCUGGACUUCCCCGAGCGCGACGGCAUCCUGGCGGCGCUCGAGGCGGCGCGCGGCGCGGACGAGCACGCCAUCCAGGGGGAGCUGCGCAAGUUCCGGGGCCAGGGCCUCGCGCGGCUCGAGCGCGAGGCGCGCGAGGCGGCGCGCGAGUUCGCGCCCGUCGACGACGCCGGCGCGUCGCUGCCGCCGCGCGUCGUCGCGCGGAGCCACGCCGCCUUCUUCCUCGGCGACGCGCGCGCGACGACCGCCGAUGAGUGCCCGCGGGCGUGGCCGGCGUCGACGCGCGACGCGGAGCGGCGGCGGCUCCUCGAGCUGCACGAGCGCGCGCGGCGCCAGUGCCUCGCCACGGAGACGCAGGCGCUGGCGCCGCUGCUCGUGCAGGCGCGCGAGAUCCGGACCUACUUUGCGUGCGGCGCGCGCGAGCCCCUGGACUCCAUCUACGCGACGCUGCGGGACUUCCUGCGAGCGCUCUGCGAGAGCCGCGACGCGCAGCGGCGCGCCCGCCGCGCUCGGCGCCGCGAGGCGGACCGGCGCGCCGCCGCGCGCGCGCGCCGGCGGUCGGCGUCCGACCUCCGGGCGGCGCUCCGGCCGACGCCGCCCGCCGGCGCGCCGCCCACCUGUCAACCGCGGCCGCCGCAACACCCGCCCGAGGACGACCUCCCGAACGUCGACCACGUCCUGGCGAGGGCGCGCCGCCAGCGCGCGGCCGUCGACGGCGACGGCGACGACGACGCCGCGGACCGCCUCGACCCGCGCGACUCGGGCUGGGGCGACGACUGAGUCCGAGCCCCCCGGGGGGGGGUGCGUAGUAUUAGUCGACCAAA
Pelagomonas calceolata is the source of this 4464-nucleotide messenger RNA. The record is from the annotation of a GenBank genome assembly. Lineage: Eukaryota; Pelagophyceae; Pelagomonadales; Pelagomonadaceae.